CAGCCGAUUGAAGUAAUAGGUUCACGUUCGGACGAUGAAAGCUACAGCUCCGGCACGGAGUAUUACAAACCUGAGCCAUUAACCCCAUAUUCAAGUGGCAGCAACAUUUCCAUACCUGGUCUGAAUCCCCUGCCAGUGCCGCCUGUAGAAUCGGGUUACUCGUCACUUGCACGCUCAGCGCAGCAAUAUGGCGGUUUAUUACCACCACCUACAUCAACACUAUUUGGUGGAAACAAUGGCUUAAAUCAUGAGUAUAAUCCCAGUUAUACACCCGACAGCGGUUACAAUGGUGGUGGCAAUGGUGGCGGUGUUGGUGUCGCCAAUCCGAGUGCCGGGCCGCAACCCAUAAUGCCACCUCCGCCAAUGCCAAAUAUUAAUCCAUUGGAUAACAUUAGUGGACGAAGUGGCAUGGGUGGAGCGCCGCGUGGACCUAAUAAUGGCAAUGAUGAUUUUAAUUCCACAUGGAAUAUGAAUAUGUCGUGGACAUCAAUGGAUAAUUCCAAUUUAUCUAACUCAUCUUACACGCCUGAAAGCAUAGAUACACCCGUUUCACCGCCACACUUUGAGCGUGAGGCUAGUAGCAGCAUUGCCGCGACUAUAGAAUAUAAUGAGCAUCAUACAAGCAAUGUUUUGAUAUCACAACAAGAUGUUGAUCAUCGUACAUUGCAUUUGCCAGCAUUCGAUCUGCCCGCUGUGGAUUUAGGUGUUAAAUUGGGGCUGAGUAAAGAUAAAACACGUCAAUUGGAUAUCGAUCAUAGAAAUUUGAUUUCGUUGACCGGUUCGCCGGGUGGAAGUGAUGGUGACAAAAAGUCAUGGCUCUCGCAGGAUGCGAGUUUUCUUGACAAUACAACAGGCGAUGUGGAUUACCGUGCGCUGCCAAUGCCGGUACCUGCUUUAGAUUCAUCAGAUGCGGAACCACCUGGCUUGAUGGCGCCGCCGCCUCCUAGCUUUCAGAAGAAGACGAAUUCUCCGCAAAAAAACAAUGCCAGCUCGUCAUCGGACAAAGAAGAUUCUGGUAGUGCGCGCUAUGAUCCCUCCGAUAUGGUUAUCGAUAUGGACAUGUCCGAUGAGGAUCUUGAUGAAAUUUUGAGAGAGGUGAAUGAGCAAACAAGCGACCAGCUGGAUAGUUCACAGCAAUCGAUAGGCAGUGGUGAUGCAUCACUACUCGAUACAUCCAAGGAUCUAAAUGAAGAAGAGCAGCUUAGUGCCGUUAGUGUGAGGCCAGCAUUGUUGGAAACACCGCCCGAAUAUGUGCCACAACCGGUCUGGGACAGCAACCAGUUAGAUCAAAUCAACAUGCCAACUUAUGAGCCACAAAAUAUAGGCAUCAAUAUGGAAAUGCAAGAGCACCAGCAACAGCAAGAAAUGUGGAAUCAAGCGCCUUGGCAUAAUGGUGGCCAUGGCCGUGGUGGCGGUAAUGUGCCGCCGCCUCCGCGCCCACCCUUCCCCUUGCCCUUUGGUAAUUUCCCUAUGAAUGCUAACUAUCGUGGCGGUCGUGGUGGAGGAGGUGGCGGUCCUGGUUGGGGCAAUUCACCGCAACAAAAUCAUUUUCGUAACGAACGAUUUCCACGUCCCCCACGUGGCGGCGGUCAUGGCGGCAGCCCCUACUACAAUCGUGGCGGCGGUGGCAGAGGUGGUGGAAUGCGAGGCGGUUUUCGUGGUAAAUUUCGCGGUAAUCAAGCGUGGUUAUAAUUUUAAUGUAACACUUACAAAUGAAAUAUUUAAAAUGUAAAGAGAUGAGCAGAAAGCUAUAUUUUUUUCUUACAUUCUUACAGAAUGUUAUAUGAAGAUUGGAAACUAAAGAACUUUAAAAAUUUCAAAUAGCUGGUAAUAUUUAGUUUAAGUAUGGUACAUAAAUUAUGUUACAUAUAUAUGAUGAAAAUCCAUGCGAGAUUGACUGGGCGAAUAGUGCGCGCUAAAUUGCUUUGU
Molecule: messenger RNA, 1929 nt
Organism: Rhagoletis zephyria (snowberry fruit fly)
Lineage: Eukaryota; Metazoa; Arthropoda; Insecta; Diptera; Tephritidae
Source: RefSeq, a predicted model, not a curated record